This is a messenger RNA of Glarea lozoyensis ATCC 20868, 1017 nucleotides long. RefSeq names its product ring-opening amidohydrolase. The coding region runs from base 1 to 1017 and encodes 338 amino acids. Lineage: Eukaryota; Fungi; Ascomycota; Leotiomycetes; Helotiales; Helotiaceae. The record is from RefSeq and is a predicted model, not a curated record. The transcript has 4 exons. Gene Ontology annotation, molecular function: hydrolase activity, acting on carbon-nitrogen (but not peptide) bonds, in cyclic amides.
AUGGCUGUCAAUAUUCUGAAAUUUGGGACAUCUUCCCCCGCAGAUACAUCCCCUUUGAAAGCGCUCAAAGCUGCUGGCUAUGAUUCCGCAGAUAUUCUAGCAGUCGUUGGAAAGACAGAAGGUAACGGUUGUGUCAAUGACUUCUCGCGUACACUUAGUACCCACGUCUGGGAGCCACUCGUCCCAGACAAGGCAAUCACAAUAUUUUCUGGAGGCACAGAAGGGGUUCUUAAUCCCCACGUAACAUUUAUUGUCACAGAAAAAAAGCCUACUGGUCUUCAGGCAGCAGCCGGAAGAACAAGACCCCUCGAGCCUCACGAAAUUGGAACACCGGAGCAUGCCAAAGAAGUGGCCUCUUCCGUAGGAGCGAUUCUGAAUGGAGCCGGAAUUUCCAGUAGCGAUGUACACCUCGUACUGGUAAAAUGUCCGCUCCUAACCUCAGAAAAGCUUGAAAGCAUUAAAGCCAUAUCCAAGAUUCCCGCUACAACAGAUACCUACGAAUCAAUGGCCAUGUCUAGAUAUGCUUCCGCAAUAGGUAUUGCCACUGCUCUUGGCGAAGUCAAUGAUCUUGAAGAGGCAAUGCGCCAUGAUACUACAUGGAGCUCAAAGGCCAGCUGUAGCGCAGGAGCCGAACUCGAAGACUGCCAUAUUCUUAUUCUGGCGUCAGAUUCCAAAACCGAAAAGCCUCAGAUUCGAGCUGCAUCAACCUACAUGGCAGAUGCUAUAGAUGCAGGGGCGAUUCUGCGGAUUUUGGAUCGAGUCAAGAGCGACAAUGGCAAGGUUCUUCAAAUCUUCGCCAAAGCCGAAGCCUCUAAGGAUGGCCUAAUCAAUGGAUUUAGACACACAAUGAACAAUGAUAGCGAUAUCCAUAGUACUCGACAUGCAAGGGCAGCUGUCGGUGGGUUAAUAGCGGGGCUUGUGGGUGAUACCCGAAUCUAUGUCAGUGGGGGUGCUGAAGGACAAGGACCUCCUGGAGGUGGUAGCCUAUCUGUCUUUUAUACUGUGGCGGAAAGUUAA